Elaeis guineensis (African oil palm) is the source of this 1641-nucleotide messenger RNA. Its product is annotated as casein kinase II subunit beta-1. NCBI's taxonomy places the organism in Eukaryota, Viridiplantae, Streptophyta, Magnoliopsida, Arecales, Arecaceae. The record is from RefSeq and is a predicted model, not a curated record. Gene Ontology annotation, molecular function: protein kinase regulator activity. Gene Ontology annotation, cellular component: cytoplasm; protein kinase CK2 complex.
GGACGUCGCUUUAACCAUAACACCCUCAACAUUUUCAUAUUACCCCAUUCGUCCUUCUCCCCUUCUUGUUCCCGUGCUCCCUCCGCGGCCAUUCGAGCCCCCAAAUCCAGAGAGCUCGUCUCUCUCUCUCCCUCCCUCCCUCCCCGUCCUCCUCCUCUCUCUUUUCCUCAGAAUGAAACCCUAGCGGUUCCAAACCUUAAUCCUUCUCCCCUUUCCUCCUCCGUCUCUUCCAGAAUCUACGGCUUCUGCCUCAAUUCCCUCCCCCUCCCCCCACCAAUUCUUGGAAUCUAGGGAUCUUUGCCAUCAAAUCCGUAACUUUUUUUCUUGUUUUUUCUCCAUUUCAAGGUUGUUCUCUUGUAUUGUUCUCGAAUCGGCUUCUUGGGCGGUCUAGGUUUCGAAAUUUUUGAUUUUGUUUUUGUUGUUAAGUAUGUUGGGGCGAGUCGAUUGAGCUGGUCCGAAGGGUAAAGUGGGCAUCUAGGGGCGGAAGAUAUGUACAGGGAUCGAGGAGUGAGCGGAUCGAAGUUGGAGAUCGGCCCCCUCGAUCGGAAGAGGAUCAACGAUGCCUUGGACAAGCACCUGGAGAAGACGUCGCCGUCGACUUCUCGUGGGUUGAACGGGAGGGAGAAGGAGCGGCUCUCCGUGCCGUCCACCUCUGCCGGAAAGCAGCCGGACCACUAUCGGGACCUGCGGGCUGCCCCUCUUUCCAAGAACAAAUACUCCGAUGAAGAAUCUGAAACAGACAAUGAAGGGUCGGAUGUUAGUGGUUCUGAUGGUGAUGACACAUCUUGGAUUUCAUGGUUCUGUAAUCUAAGAGGGAACGAGUUCUUUUGCGAAGUUGAUGAUGAAUACAUACAAGAUGACUUCAACCUUUGUGGGUUAAGCAGUCAAGUUCCUUACUAUGACUAUGCUCUGGAUCUGAUUUUGGAUGUUGAAUCCUCUCAUGGUGAUAUGUUUACCGAGGAACAAAAUGAGUUGGUUGAGUCAGCAGCAGAGAUGUUAUACGGUCUGAUACAUGUAAGAUACAUUUUAACCAGUAAAGGGAUGGCUGCAAUGUUGGAAAAGUACAAGAAUUAUGAUUUUGGAAGAUGCCCUAGAGUAUAUUGCUGUGGUCAACCAUGCCUGCCAGUUGGGCAAUCAGACAUUCCUCGAUCCAGUACUGUGAAAAUCUAUUGUCCAAAAUGUGAAGAUAUAUACUAUCCAAGAUCCAAGUACCAACGCAAUGUUGAUGGAGCUUACUUCGGUACCACAUUUCCUCACUUGUUCCUGAUGACGUAUGGACAUCUGAAGCCGCAGAAGCCAUCACAGCGAUAUGUUCCAACAGUCUUUGGCUUUAAAAUUCACAAACCAUAAUGUUUUACGUGGCCUGGCAUAUCAAGAAACAGCUCAUGGGUUUCUUCAUGCUGUUCCCGGAGACGCUUUGGCAAGAGGAAAGCAGUUGCAGCUAGGGUGCAUCAUCGAACUAUUUCCUGAUUUUAUAUAAGAAAACAUCUGAUUAUAUAGGAAAGCAUCUGAAAUGUGCUGACCUAUUCAUCAAGCAAUAGUAAAGCUAUUGUUUUGUUUUAUCUUAGCUGUAAGCCUGUAACUAAAGAGCAUCAGCAAGUUUUUCAUGGUUGCGAAUUAUUUCUCGUGCCUCAAUUAUCA